UCUCGUGUCUCUUCUCUCAGUUUAUUCUUAAUUUUCUGAUUGUUGCGUUUGCUUGGCUUCACCUCUUGGGUGCAGAUCUGAUAUUAAUUAGGACGACAGAGCCUCGCAGAUUGUAUUUAAUCAUAUGUAUUUGCGUUAUACUCAACAGUCCUGUGCGUAACGGCAUCCACACUAUCAAUAUCCAUUCUAUCAACACGGAUGUCCAGCUUCAAGGAGAGGAUAUGUAUCAGGGCAUAAUGACAUCCAACCACGGACCCCACUCCUAUGAGGCCGGAUUUCUGCACAACGCCUCGACGGGCACCUCUCCGGUUUAUGUGCCCACCACCCGGGUCGUCACCCCCAUGAUGCCGGCGCUGCCUUACCUCCAGACGCCCGGUGCGUCGCAGCAGAGCAGCCCCGCGUCGAGCCACUCAGCUUGGGUGCAGCCGUGCGCCGACACGGUGCCCUCGUACAACCACUCCCCGGUGUCUCCGCGCUUCGCCUUCUCCACCAGCCCGCCUCUGUCCUCCGGGGUGGCCACGGCCCGGGACACGGUGGCUUCUUACAGCAGCCCGCUAAACAUCUCUGCCAACGGGAGGGAACACUACAGCGCCCGGAGCCUCAGCGGGUCGUAUCACAGCCCCUACCCGGCCUACAUGAGCCCGAACGUGGGUGGAGCGUGGCCUGCGUCCCACUUUGAUAGCCCGGUCCUCCACGGUCUCCAAACCGGUGCUCCUCAUGGCACAACACGGCACCCAAACAUAGACCUGUUUGAUGACUUUGCUGAGGGGCGAGAAUGUGUGAACUGCGGGGCGAUGUCGACCCCCCUCUGGAGGCGGGAUGGUACAGGCCACUACCUGUGCAAUGCCUGCGGACUGUACCACAAGAUGAAUGGCAUCAACAGACCUCUUAUCAAACCUCAACGACGGCUGAACUCUGACAUAUUUUAUAUGCUGCAGUCUGCCUCGAGGAGGGUUGGCCUGUCCUGCACCAACUGUCACACCACCACCACCACCUUGUGGCGACGAAACGCAGAGGGAGAGCCGGUCUGCAACGCCUGUGGCCUCUACAUGAAACUCCAUGGGGUACCACGACCCCUGGCCAUGAAGAAAGAGGGGAUCCAGACCCGCAAACGCAAACCCAAAAACUUCAACAAGUCCCAAGCUGGUGAGCUUCAAAACCACAUGCGCUUAGGGACCCCAGGCAGUGAUGGGACUCCAGUCACGCCAAGCAGCACUCCCAGGGCCUCCACCACCACUGAGGAGCCUCGACAGAUAAAGACAGAACCGGACACUCACAGCUUGUACACACACCACAGUGCACACGCACAGAUUUCAGCUCUGCCAGCCUACAUGGCAGCUCAAGGCGGGGCCAUUCCUCUCAAGAUGUCCCCUGGGGGCCACGGCGUGUCUUCUGGCUCCAAAGCUGAGCCCUGGAACAACCUCAUCCUGGCCUAGAAGACGUGCAACACAGCAUUUCAAACCGUACCGAUUAAACUCUCCAGAGAGACAAGCGUCUCCAGGAAGCAGACUGCCGCUCUUGGAUGCAGAUGUUCCUGCAGCCGCCACACCGUUCAGUGUCUUCAGUGCAACGCUUUGGGACAAAUGUUUGGGCGGCACGACAGAAAUGGAGAUCUUUAACAGAAGGGCACAGAUACUGUGCAUUCGAACCGCAGCGAUGGAUGGACUGAAUGGAGUUUGUUAAAGAGCAGCACUGUGAUUAAACAACUCUUGAUGUGAAAACUUUUUUUUGGUCACUCUACCAUGCCAGUAGAUGCCACAAAAAAAACUCAAAACAUCUUCACAGCCAGUGCCUCAGUCUCAGAGCAAAAGGAACAGAUACUGUAACAUAAACCAGUAACAAUAACAUUGAUGACCAGUCUUUAUCUCCCCGAGUUAUUUUUAUUCCAAUAUAUUUGUUUUCAAUUUCAUAUCAUUAGGGACAGUUUUGCUGAAAACAAUGAUGAACACACAAAUCAUGAAAAUAAUCACAACAGCACACCUUAAUGUCAAACGUCAAAGGGUCAGCUCACAAUAAGAAAAACAACUACUAGAUCUUCACACUUUCAUAUGGUAUUUUCCUCCAGAUAUGAAAUCACAGUACAAUGGAGAAGAAUGAAAAUUAUAUUUUAAAAAGCCAAAAGCUCUUUACAGAACAAACAAUGGGCCGGUUACAACCAACCUCCCUGUGGUCAGUUUUCAGUAUUUUGUACGUUUGGUAGAUGAUUUAAACUGUUCAAACGUGAUGCUGUCUUUAGAUUAUGUACAGUAUAUUAUUUGGUAAAGCACGUUGCUCUUAUGUCUUUUAAAGGAUUAAUUUAGCACCACACACAAACAUCCAGUCAUCUCAGCAGUAAUAGGGCGGCUCAGUCUCACCAGCAAUAUCUCAAAACUUAAGCAAAUAAAACGGCAAAACUAAAUACCAGUGGGGGUACAAAAAUAAUAUGUAUGUGAUUUGUAAUCCGGGUGAACUGACCCUUUACACACGUCCCAAAAUUGACACACUGAUUACGGUCACUUAUAUGUGAUACCAAUGAUUGUAAAGAACAGGUGACAUUUCAUCUAAUUGCACAGAGAAAAGCUAAUCAGGAGCAUUUAUCAUAAACUUACAGUAACACAUCCAUCCAUCACUCCUCAACUCCUGAGAAAUGACCUUCAGUAAACACGAUCUCCCACUCAGUGCAAUAGAAACAGUUCCCUGGUAGCUUUUUGUUCCUGGAUCAGUCCUAAACUGUGUGCCUUCUUGAUUUUAAAUGUAAAAUAAAUACAUGUCAGUGUGGACACUUCUAUGAAAAAAUACAUGAAAAACUACCUAUGCAGCAAGCAAGUUGCACAUGAUGAAUGUGGAUGGAAGUAAUUGUCCAUAUAGUUCCCUCUGCUGACACCAGAGCAGAUGUGCAUCCAUAAAACAGCUUAAUCAUCUUUAAUCCUGCUAGUAUUUAUUAUGAACUUCACAGCCCCAAACCACACAGUCAUCUAACUCAUAUAAGCUGAAGGUUGUUUGACUUUAUGUCGGUGUAUUGUAUCAAAACUGUACAGAUUAUUGCCAAUACUCAAUGCUUUAAUUUGCUUGUGACAAUCACGGGGCAACAUGUGUCAACGUGAGAUAUCGACACAUGCAAUUACCAACAAAUAUAUCAGCAUAUAUGUAAACAACUCCACUCCAGUAUAAUUGUAAUACACCAUUUGAGUUAUAUUGUAAGUAAAGACACGGUGAGAGAUGUACAUGUGGACUUUCUCAGUGUGCACUAACACUACCUGAUGCCCUUCCUCUGUGUGCAACUGUAGCUCCACUGAGGAAACUAAUAAAGACAAAGCAUUUUGACAUGAUGCAAAUGGUAUGUAUGAUAUAAAAGUUUGGUGUCAUUCACUCCAUAA
Anarrhichthys ocellatus (wolf-eel) is the source of this 3356-nucleotide messenger RNA. RefSeq names its product GATA binding protein 4 (gene gata4). Gene Ontology annotation, cellular component: nucleus. Gene Ontology annotation, molecular function: zinc ion binding; DNA-binding transcription factor activity, RNA polymerase II-specific; RNA polymerase II cis-regulatory region sequence-specific DNA binding. The record is from RefSeq and is a predicted model, not a curated record. Gene Ontology annotation, biological process: negative regulation of transcription by RNA polymerase II; positive regulation of transcription by RNA polymerase II; cell fate commitment. The transcript has 6 exons. Lineage: Eukaryota; Metazoa; Chordata; Actinopteri; Perciformes; Anarhichadidae. The coding region runs from base 222 to 1436 and encodes 404 amino acids.